Molecule: messenger RNA, 1262 nt
Organism: Pseudovirgaria hyperparasitica
Lineage: Eukaryota; Fungi; Ascomycota; Dothideomycetes; Acrospermales; Acrospermaceae
Product: CGI-121-domain-containing protein
Exons: 4
Coding region: 181-855 (224 amino acids)
Biological process (GO): telomere maintenance via recombination; tRNA threonylcarbamoyladenosine modification
Cellular component (GO): cytosol; EKC/KEOPS complex; nucleus
Source: RefSeq, a predicted model, not a curated record
UGCAGGUGAAACAUCCUGGACAAGGGACAAGGGACAAGGGACCAGGGAACUAGGGAUAAAAAGAAAGGCUCUGGCGACUUUUGUGCCUUGGUGGCAGACCGCAGAUCGACUUGUAUCAAGUCUCAGCCUCAUCUCGCUUAGACCAAACCAUUCGGGUUACAAACCUCAGACAAGCAGACAAUGAUGGCGCCUAUCGCGGUUGAGACGUUGCACCUUUCACAUCUGCCUGAGCAGCCAGUCUACGUUGCGCUGUUCACAGGCGUCACGAAUGCAUCCCAACUAUUGGACAGAGUGCAGGCCGCUGGUAGAGACGAAUUCAAUGUACAAGAAAGGGCGGACCUUGAGUACGCUUUCCUAGACGCCGCUUCAAUACUCUCUACUACACAUCUUCUAUCUGCAGUUUUUCGAGCGCUAAAUGAUCAGAGUAAGAAUCGUCUGAAAAGCAAAAACAUUCACUCCGAAAUCGUUUUCUGUCUGAGUCCUAACAACAACAUCGGCGAAAGCUUCCGGCGUUUUGGUGUCGCCAAAUCCACGACAAAUCUGCUUGUGGUUAAGGUACCGGAUCAUGAUUCGACAGUGACUGCACAAUCGAUUGCUGAGCAUCUCGACACGCGUAUUGACAUCAAAGGCAGUUCAGUUGCGUUCUCAAACGAAACCUUGGCCGCAUGCUCUCAUAUCGAUAAUAUCAAGAAGAUUUAUAAAAUUACUGAUGACAGCCCCACCCAGCAGGCCAAGAGGAAGAGAAAUGAUAAGCUUCACGUGAAUGGGGACUCGUCCAGCGACGCUCCAAAGAUCGAAAAUUUACAAAAUAUCGAGAGCAUUAUCUUAGGCACUAUGGCGCUCAGAGGUUCUUAAGCACGUUAGCCAUGCACACCUGCAUUGAGAUUCCAGGCUACAAGAGCGUCUAGGCGCAGUGGUAACAACGUCCAAUACUUCACUGUUACAUCCACUAUUCUACAUAUUGAACUCCCCAGUCUAUCGAUGAGCGGCUGCAAUGCAAAUCCAAUUCUACUUGUAGUAAUAUUCGGGCUUGACGUAAUCAGAAAAUGUCUUUGGUUCCUCAUAGCCAUGGUGGUCGUCAUCUGCGCAGAUAGUCUUAGUAACGAAGUACAUAGCAAUGAAGAUUUUGACUUACGACCGUGUUCGUUGUCGUGCGGGUCAUCUGGAGGGCCAACAUAUGCCAUCUUGUAUACAGAUCCGCAUUCAGGGCAUCGGGCAAUGGGCCUUUUGCGGGUCAUCUAUGGGAUUUUAGCAUCACGGUC